UCGGUUAAUAACGUUCGGGAAUUAAACCCCUGCGAUAAAACCCUAGAGAGGGGGUUCUUGCAUGCAGGGAUCCCUCUAUCUGGGCUAAUCCUGGCCGUUCAUCGUCAUUAUUGACGGCUGAGAUCGCACAGGGCCUCGUGCUUAUCACUCUCUCUUUCUCUCUCUCACUGUUCUCAUGUCCUUCCUUGCUACUGGGCUCUUCGCCCCACCUCGCCCCCCUUUGAGAGGAAGCAGCGAGAACUUUUGGCGGCGGCGAUCGCCGAUCAUUGAUCUCUUGAGCUUGAGAACUCGUAAAAUUCAAAUCGUUUUUCGCCGAUCUCUCGAUUUCUGCCCGUUUUACUCCCGGCGCCGCCAGACGCCUCUGGUGCUCUUUGUUGAGCUUGGGAUUUGGGCUGUUGAUCGAGAUAGAGCUUGAAUUAGUAUUUUAAUGGCGAAAGUUUCGGUCUUGAUAGCUUAAACCGAGUGUUCCUUGUUUUGAGACCGCGGUUUGAUGCUAAAGUUGACUCCUUUCGCUCGCUUUUCGUAUUUAUUUUGAUUUUUCUCGGUUUUGUUUCGUUGCUUUUCUUGUUGUUGAUUAUUGAUGGUCACUGAGAGCUCGGUGAGCAUGCUGUCGGAUUUGGGAGUGGGGCUUAGUGGGGAGGAGUUGGGGAAGGAGCUGGGUAUGCUGCUCCGUGAGCAGAGAAGACAGGAGGCGUCGGCGAGCGAUCGUGAGAGGGAGCUGAACAUCUGCCGCGGUGGCUCCGCGCCACCGACCGUCGAGGGAUCCCUUGCUGCCAUCGCCGGGAUCAAGAAUGCUAACGGGUUGUUAUCGGAGGAGGAGCUCCUUUCGGACCCGGCGUACCUCUCGUAUUACUACUCUCACGUUAACCGUAACCCUCGUCUCCCACCUCCGGCGAUCUCCAAGGAGGACUGGAGGUUCUCGCGGAGGUUCCAGGCCGGGGGCUCUAGUUUUGGAGGGAUCGGGGACAAGAGGAAAUCCAGUCGCACUGAUGAAGAAGUUGGCGGGUCAUUGUUUUCAUUGCAGCCGGGUUUUAAUGUGCAGAAGGAGGAGAGUGAUGUUGAGAAGAAUGGGCUGAGUUCAGGGGAGUGGUUAGAUGGUGGUGGAGACGGGUUGAUCGGUUUGUCAGGGUUGGGGCUUGGCCGGCACCAGAGUUUCACUGAUAUCCUUCAGGAAGAACUAGGCCAAGGUACCUUUUUAGGUCCCCCAUCUCGUCCAGCAAGUCGCAGCGCAUUUGGUAGCAUUAAUGAAUCACUAAGUAAUGCUGACAAUCAGAUUGGUUUACUUCCUGAGGCUUCCUCCAUUGAUAGGCUGCAGCCUGGUGGAAGUAUCCAAAGUUUUGCUGGAUAUCAACAAAAUGGUGGACAGGCUUCACAUAAUUUCCCUUCUGUUUUGGGAUCAUCUAUUUCAAGAAGCACUACUCCUGAUGCACAUUUGUUGGGCAGAACUUCUAGUCCUAGUCUGUCAUCUGUUGGUACUACAAAGUUUGGCAUGCUCAAUAAGAAUACUGAUGCUGAAUCUUCCUAUAAUGGUAUGGCCUCAUCUAAUAUAGGUGAAGCAGAUGAUCUUGUGGCUGCUUUAUCCGGAAUGAGCUUGUCAUCUGCUGGUAUUGAUGAUGACAGUGUCGCACUCUCAAAGCUUCAAAAGGAAAUUGAUGAUCAGCAGAAAUACCUUUUUGAUCUGCAAGAUAAUCAAGAGCAUAUUGAUCAACACCAUUUCUUUAAAAGAUCCGAUUCAGGGCAUUUAGGUAUGCCCUCUGUGCCGCAAGCAAUGAGGUCUCCCCGUCCUGACCUUUGCAAGAACACUGGAGUUGAUGGGCCGGUUGAUCUACACAGGCUUAAUGGUUCAUCUCCUCAUUAUCUUAAAAUUCCUUCUGCAACUUCAGUUGCCAGUCCUGGUGGAUCUCCUGCUCAUUAUCAGAAUUCUGAUAAUACAAAUCCUGCUUUUGGAAGUUUCGGAUUGAGUGGGUAUCCUAAUAAUCAAGCAUUAUCAGCAAGGGUGUCAAAUCAUAUCGCGGCCAGUAAUUUGCCACCUCUAUUUGAAAAAUCUGCAGCUGCUGCCGCUGCCGCAUCUGCACUCUCUCCUGGUCUAGAUUCUAGGGUGGUAGGUGGUGUCUUCCCCUCAGGGCAAGGCUUAAAUGGAGCCAUAGAUCUGCCAAGUUUCAACAGACUGGGGAAUCAUGCAACAUCUGCUCUUCAUAUGGGCCCGAUUGAUCCACUUUACAGGCAGUAUCUGAGGACUGCUGAAUAUGCUGCCCAAGUUGCAGCAAACUCUGGUGAUCCUUCAGCAACCAAUUCAUAUGCGGAUUUACUUGGGCUACAGAAAGCAUACCUUGGGUCAUUGCUUCAACCACCAAGACAAUAUGGUAUGCCAUUUGCUGGUGGAUCUGAGGGGUUAAAUCAUGGUUACUAUGGCAAUCCUCCUUUUAACUUGAGUGUGGCAUAUCCAGGAAGCCCUCUAGCUAGUCCUGUAAUGCCCGCUUCCCCUGGUGGACCUGGUGGUGUUCAUAGGUAUGGUGAACGGAGCAUGCGUUUUCCCUCUGGUUUAAGAAACUUGACUGGAGGGGUCAUGGGCUCUUGGCACUCAGAAAAUGUUGGUGCUAUGGAUGAAAGUUUUCCUUUAUCACUUCUGGAGGAGUUCAAGAGCAACAAAACCCGAUGUCUUGAGCUUUCUGAAAUUGCUAGCCAUGUUGUUGAGUUCAGCUCUGAUCAGUAUGGAAGUCGAUUCAUACAGCAGAAACUUGAAACAGCAACAGAUGAAGAGAAAAAUAUGGUUUUCGAGGAGAUCAUGCCUCAAGCUCUUCCAUUGAUGACCGAUGUGUUUGGUAAUUAUGUUGUCCAAAAGUUUUUUGAGCAUGGAACUGCAGGUCAGAUAAGGGAAUUGGCUGACCAACUCAAUGGUCAUGUAUUGGCACUCAGCCUUCAGAUGUAUGGCUGUAGAGUUAUCCAGAAGGCUAUAGAAGUUGUUGAUUUGGACCAGCAGACUAGGAUGGUUCAAGAGCUUGAUGGUCAUGUCAUGCGAUGUGUGCGUGACCAAAAUGGGAACCAUGUUAUUCAGAAAUGCAUUGAGUGCAUCCCUCAGGAUGCAAUUCAGUUUAUUGUUUCAUCUUUCUAUGAUCAAGUAGUUAUGUUGUCCACUCAUCCCUAUGGCUGCCGUGUUAUUCAGAGGGUUUUGGAGCAUUGCGAUGACCCUAAAACCCAGCAGAUUGUGAUGGAUGAGAUCAUGCAGUGUGUUUGCAUGCUGGCUCAAGAUCAGUACGGGAAUUAUGUUAUUCAGCAUGUUCUUGAGCAUGGAAAGCCUGAGGAGCGAUCUGCUAUUAUCAAACAAUUAGCCGGCCAAAUUGUCCAGAUGAGUCAGCAAAAGUUUGCUUCAAAUGUCGUUGAGAAGUGUUUAACAUUUGGUGGGCCUGAGGAACGUCAAGUUUUGGUGAAUGAGAUUCUUGGAACAACUAGUGAAAAUGAGCCCCUUCAGGCAAUGAUGAAAGAUCAGUUCGGAAACUACGUUGUGCAGAAAGUAUUGGAAACUGUUGACGAUCAGCAACGUGAGCUGAUACUCUCACGAAUAAAGGUCCACUUGAAUGCACUGAAGAAAUAUACUUACGGAAAACAUAUAGUCGCACGUGUAGAGAAACUCGUUGCUGCCGGGGAGAGAAGAAUAGGACUUCAAUCCUCUUACUCCACCUAGACGGCAUAGCGAAGAUGUACAGCUAACUGAUGCUAGUAUCGGCUCCACGUCUUCAUCUAUCUAUGUAGACGAUCGAGUACAGACUGAUUGAAAAUAAUAAUGUUGUUUGUACUUAAAAAAAAUUGUACAUUGUGUAGUAUUAGUUUGAGAUGAUAUGAUAGUAGGACAUGCAUGUUCAGAGCACCUCAUACAGCUACAUAGAGGUUCAAAAAUGUGUGUGAGUCUCUCAAAGGGUGUAUAGCAAUGGUAAAGAAAGAGAAGAAGAAGAAGCGUGUACUAGUGCUGCUUAUGUUGCCGUGACUGUACAAUUACUGCUGUGUGGAGAGCUCUAGUUUUAGAGUUAUAUUUAGAGCACUGAAUUUUUGGUUCGUCUGUUGUUGGAGUUCUUUUGUCAUUUUUCUUUAUAAUGUACAAUUUUCUUAUGUCUCCAAGACUUUAAUUUAUUUGGGUUAUGUUUUUGUUAA
Messenger RNA from Dioscorea cayenensis subsp. rotundata (Guinea yam), 4146 nucleotides. RefSeq names its product pumilio homolog 2-like. Gene Ontology annotation, molecular function: mRNA binding. Gene Ontology annotation, biological process: post-transcriptional regulation of gene expression. NCBI's taxonomy places the organism in Eukaryota, Viridiplantae, Streptophyta, Magnoliopsida, Dioscoreales, Dioscoreaceae. The record is from RefSeq and is a predicted model, not a curated record. Gene Ontology annotation, cellular component: cytoplasm.